This is a messenger RNA of Echinococcus granulosus, 579 nucleotides long. RefSeq lists its product as hypothetical. The coding region runs from base 1 to 579 and encodes 192 amino acids. Lineage: Eukaryota; Metazoa; Platyhelminthes; Cestoda; Cyclophyllidea; Taeniidae. The transcript has 4 exons. The record is from RefSeq and is a predicted model, not a curated record.
AUGCCGAAAAAGGUCAAAGAAUCCCUUAUACCUCCCUUGGACUUCGUAGUUCCUGUUUCUGCAAGCAAAAUUCCUUUUAACAACGAAUUCGUCCAAUGCACGGCAAAACAUCCCAUAGUUAAGACAGUCAUUUCAAAGGAGCAACCAUCCUGGAUUGAACCUCAUUUCGACUCCUCAAGGCAACGCCAACCACAUCCACGAGCUGUCUCGGCUUUCAAUGGUAAGGGUUCCUCCUUUAAAAAUAAAGGCGUGGUUGGACCCCUCAACUUUUCUUCCAACGGCCAGGCCUUGCAAAAAGCACAAAAUGAAUCCCCAAAGGUGAAACCACAGUGUCCUCUUGUACCCCCUGUCACACCACCACCAGUACUUCAUUCUGGACAAAUGCUGGAAUAUACGUAUUUGUGUAACUGCCUUCUCAGAGAAUUUGGAUACCUCAUUACUGUAGAGUUCUUGAUUGAUCGUUACCUGGACGGGCAGGCGCUCGAUUUGUGCCCGACUUCGUCUUCGAAACUAGUCUGGUCGGAAAUGUGCGAGAUCGAGGUUGGAUUUUUCCCGGUCGGUUCUGCUCUAAUUCGAUAG